This is a messenger RNA of Symsagittifera roscoffensis, 684 nucleotides long. Its product is annotated as tetraspanin-9-like. Lineage: Eukaryota; Metazoa; Xenacoelomorpha; Acoela; Convolutidae. The record is from RefSeq and is a predicted model, not a curated record. The transcript is spliced from 4 exons. The coding region runs from base 1 to 684 and encodes 227 amino acids. Gene Ontology annotation, cellular component: plasma membrane.
AUGGAUGUGACGAAGGGUAUCAGCUAUGCCCUCUUUUCCACCAGCAUGGUAGUGGCCUUGUGUGGACUUGGUGGCACUGUUCUGAACAACAAGACCAUGCUCUUCAUAUACGGAAUGGUUCUGCUCAUACUGCUCUUAGGGUAUGUGAUAAUGUUGGUGACCUCGAUGGCUGUGUUUGGUUAUGCUGCUUCUGAUGUGAACGAGUUCUUGAAUACAACCAUGAAUAAUUACGAGGGAGAGGCUGGCUCAAAUUACCAGUCUAAAAGCUGGAACGUAGUGCAGCUUAAAUUCAAUGUAUGCGGCAUUUCAAACUACACUGACUGGAAGAAAUCCACCUUCUACGAAAAUGGCACACAGAUAUUGAAGUUGAAGGGAGGAAAAACUAAUACCACGCAAUCUAAUAUCACGCAAUUCUUCCCGUUGACCUGCUGCAAGGACAUCGAACAGUUUAUUACCGUGACCGACAUUAACAAAAACGCCGUUAAUGUCUCCAAAGUACCAUACGACUUCGCCGAAAAAUGCUACAAUAAAGCAUCACCGCAUGUAAACGAGAAAGGAGCACGUGAUGAUGUGAAAGGUCUGCUGAUUACCCUUCUGAUUUUAAGUCUUAUAGGAAUGCUGAUUGUCAUCGGAAUCCAAGUGUUCCUUGUAUGGGCUGCGUUCAAAGUUUAUAACAGUAUCUAA